Molecule: messenger RNA, 2852 nt
Organism: Hydractinia symbiolongicarpus
Lineage: Eukaryota; Metazoa; Cnidaria; Hydrozoa; Anthoathecata; Hydractiniidae
Product: glycine betaine transporter 1-like
Exons: 8
Coding region: 185-2497 (770 amino acids)
Biological process (GO): nitrogen compound transport
Cellular component (GO): plasma membrane
Molecular function (GO): transmembrane transporter activity
Source: RefSeq, a predicted model, not a curated record
UAUAUAAAAGGCAAUCCGUACAGAGAUCUUCAGUCACAGCGACUUUAACACAAAAUAAGUUUUCUUAUAACACUGGACACAUAGAAGCGGUGGAAGACAGACAACAUUUUGCCAGCAACGCGCGCAUCCAAAUAUAUUUAAAAUCAAAUAAUUUUUUAUAACUGUGGUUAAGCGAAUUAUCAAAAUGGUGAAGAAAGAACAGGAUCCAGAAGAAGUGAAUCCUGAGGUUGAAAGAAGAUUGGCAGCAAUAAGAGCAAGAGAUUUGGAAAAACUAACAGAGGAACAAAUGAACAGAUGUCUUCACGUAAAAGGAGUCAUAAACUUAGGACCUCUCCCAAUCAGUUUUUACUUCAACCCGUUAACCACUAUCGUGUCUGCUGUAAUCAUUUGGGGAUUCGUUAUAUGGUGUAUACGUGAUGAUGACGCUUUGAAACACUUGACUGAAGUUAAAACCUGGGUGACAGAAAAAUGGACAUGGCUUUACGUUGGAACACAAGACGUGUGGGCUCUUUUUAUUAUUGCCUUAUAUUUUUCAAAAUAUUCAAAUAUGAAAUUGGGCAAAGAAGAUGAGAAGCCAGAAUUUAGCGAUGGCACCUAUUUUACCAUGCUGUUCUCGUGUGGUAUUGCCAUUGGUUUAUUCUAUUAUGGUGUUGCUGAGCCCAUCUUCCAUUACCAGCCUGGAGGCUUGAGAAACAGAUACUGGAAGAGGUACAACGAUAACCAGCGAGCUCAGGACGCCAUUAAUUUAACCUUCUUCCAUUGGGGUAUUCACGGUUGGAUUGUCUAUGUAAUCAUUGGCUUGUUGCUCAGUUUCUUGGCUUACCGGCGAGGUUUACCAAUGACUAUGAGAACAUGUUUUUAUCCUAUCCUGGGUGACAAAAUUUUUGGCCUUCUUGGUGAUCUGAUCGAUAUUUUAUGUAUCAUAUGCACUAUGUUUGGGGUGUGCACAAGCUUGGGAUUAGGUGUUAUGCAGCUGAUUAAUGGUAUACAUCGUAUCGACCCAAGCAUUCCAGAAAAUACAGAUAGCUAUAUUGUCGCUAUAUGGUGCAUCACGGGUCUUGCUACCCUUUCCGUCAUAAGUGGCAUUAAAUUGGGCAUUCGACGCUUAUCUGAAACAUGCUUUGGAAUUGGUUGCUUGAUUAUGUUCAUUAUUUUAUAUGCUGACAAUACUUGGCACAUUCUUAAUUUAUUUGUGCAAUCCACUGGUUAUUACAUGCAGUGGAUUAUACAGCUUGGGUUCCAUACAGAUGCAUUUGCCCAACUUGGAAAUGCUCCAGAUGGUAAAGAAAAUCCGGAUUGGAUUGACGGAUGGACAAUCUUUUACUGGGGAUGGUGGAUCAGUUGGUCACCCUUUGUAGGCAUGUUUAUUGCGAAAAUUAGCCGUGGAAGAACUAUCAAAGAUUUUAUCAUUUACACUUUGACGUUGCCGUGUUUCUAUUCGUUCUUUUGGAUGUCCAUAUUUGGAGGUGUUGGAAUACAAAUGGAGAACACCGCUGACAAUUUAAAUAUCACGUGUGACAUGUACAAAGCAGCGCUACCAAACAACUCAGUGUAUAAAAAUCAACAAGAACGAAUAUUUGCGAUGUAUGGCACCACGAAACUUUCAUGUCGCGGAGAUACUGAAAUGUGGUUUGAUGUGAUGAACUCCUACGGUGACAUCGGUGAUUUUCUCUCUGUUUUCUCUUUGAUUGCCAUCAUUAUGUACUUUGUAACCAGUUCUGACAGUGGAUCAUUGGUUAUCGAUUGUUUAUCAGCUAACGGCAACCCUGACCCACCUAUCUUUCAGAGGAUUUUUUGGGCUUUCACAGAAGGAGCAACUGCCACAGCAUUGUUAGUAGCCGGGGGAACGGACUCGCUGAAAGCAUUACAGACUGUUUCUGUGGCGUGCGGUUUGCCAUUUACGUUUUGUUUGAACUGGACUUGCGUAGCAAUGUGGCGUGCGGUCCGUGAAGAAGCUGGAGAAAUUGAUGAGACUGACGGAAGAUGGAGUGUCAGCUUGUGGGAUCUUAAUAACGUCGAACGAUUAAGCAAAACUCUUAUCUCCAUAUUCUGUCCAUGGCUGUUAAUCGCAAAAACAAGAAUGAUCCUCGACAAUGUCUCCGAUAUAACCCAUCAGGUUAUAUACAGCUUGACAUACGCGAUUCCCUUCUACUUAUGGAUCUUUUUAAUGCUGUUAGAGAUGCAGUAUAAAGGUAGCGCUUAUGUUGGAUGGGCAUCGCUCAUGUUUUUCUUUGCAUUUGCUGGUGGGGUCCGAGGGGAAGUACGUGACCGAUAUGAACUGGAAGGUGAUAUGGUUGAAGAUGCUUUUUCCUUCGUCUUAGUCUAUCCAUUAGCAUGCAUGCAAAUCCACGAGCAAGUAACAUAUGGACAAAGACCAGAAGACGCCAGGGUUAACGCAAUUGAAAUGGGUCAAGUAGCAAAUGGUGAUCACGUACCCAGCUAUGAUAAUCCAGCAGUUGUGGGUGUCUCUCAUACAGAAAAACCACCUCUUAACUAAUCCGAAUCGGUGAUAAUUUGUAUCUGCAAGGACAAUGCACGUAAUAAUGUUUUAGUAUAAAUAAAUAUAUCUAAAAAGUUACUGAUAUUCAACGAAACACAUUGAAGGUCACGAGAACAGACGAAACUGUUUAUGUCUUGUAAAAAUAUGCAAAUAUAGAAUUAUGCAUUGUUUAUUUUUUAAGAAUGCCUGUUCAUAUCGUGUUAGUAUUAAUUCUCGUAUUCAACAAUCUGACUGAGUGAAAUUUUUCUUUAAAAUUCUGUUGAUUUUUAACAAAACACUUUUUAUUAGUUAAAACUUUCAUACUUGUAAUAAUGCUUUUUACUUAUGUAAAAAAAUAACUUUUAAUUGGAAA